AUGUCGCUUUUCAAGAUCUCCAAGAACAAGAUCGCCUCGGCUGUCAGCACCCCUACUCAGACCCCCCGCUCCUCGCUCCAAAUCAAUGCCUCGGAUGCCAACAUGACCUCUACCGUGAUAUCCGCUGAUGUCGAGAGACUCCUUAAGAAGACUACCACCAUUGGUCACAACCAGGCCUUGUCGCUGGCUAGGAUCCGACUUCUCUUGACAUGCAUGUCUUGA
This is a messenger RNA of Linnemannia hyalina, 222 nucleotides long. The record is from the annotation of a GenBank genome assembly. Lineage: Eukaryota; Fungi; Mortierellomycota; Mortierellomycetes; Mortierellales; Mortierellaceae.